AUGACAUCUUCGAGACAGAUACACCAACACCAGGUCACAGCAUACCCUCACGAGCACCCUUCAGGAGUUGGACGCGCCGACGCGAAAAAGCUCAACGUCGAGGCCGGCCAGGCGCGAGCUGGGAAGAGCACCACGGAGUUCGACGAGCACAGGACUGUUGACCAGACAUCAACACCGUCGACGUCGCCUGUCCGUGAACCACCGCCAGAAGAGCUUAUGAUAGAAGGCCUCGAUGCCGACGACCAAUACAUUAUGGUGGAGGAUGAGUUCCUGGCUACCGCGCAAGCCUUCACGGCCCACCUACACCAGGCCGAGUAUACACGCAAGAAGAAGCAGGCCAAGGCAGAACAUGCGACGAAAGUGAUCAAUAUAACUCAGCAACGGCCUACGGAUACACGAACACCCAUGAGUAACGAGACAAGGAAGAACAUUGAGCGUGAAGCUUCGGCUGCGCGGCAUCAGGCAGCGCUAGAUAAGAUGAAGAGGGAAGCUGGGAGGCCGCUGGUUGACUCGGAGCUGGAGGAUAACGUCGAUGAAGGAGCGAGCGAGGAGGAUCGCGACGAUGAUCCGUGGGUAGGGACCUCGCUGCAGCCUUUGAUGGUGGCCUCGAGACAACCACGUCCGCUGGUGGGAUUGCAGGGCAUCUGGUCCUCUACCAAGGCCGCGCUGGGCUAUUCACAGCCAACUGAGACGAGUGGCGCGCCGGGUAAAGGGAAUGAGGCCACUCUCAAGGCUAGACCCAGGCCGGCUAUUAUCGAUGACGCUACAGCUUCCAGCGACGACGAUGACCUCGACGUGCAGGCACGGAUAACUUACACUCCAAGUCGACCGUUGCGUACCAAGACACCUGCUGCCAUCCCGCGCCCUCGCAAGGCUGCUUCACCUUCGACUUCGACUUCGCCUACAAGGCCCGGACCAAGACCUUCGCCUAUCAAGCGACCACAUGUAAACACCAGCCGUUGCCAGACCACGAGUGGAUCACCCUCUAGUGCGUGCAGAAAGCGAUCACUCCUGCCCACGCCGCGCGGGAGCUCGAGCUCGAGCUCGCGAUUUGCAAAAUUCUUCGAUGAGCUAGACGAGCCGGCCAAGGAGCCAGGUCCUGGUCCUAGCCCUGCGAGACGCCAAGUUACUUCCGAAGGCAUCGAUCCUCCGCUUAGCCGGGUCAAACCUUUUACAUCCCGGUCAGAGAAGACAGGGGAUCGCGAUCAGGACGAUGAAAAGCUUCGAAUCCAGCGCCUUGAUCAGGUCCCGACCUUCCUAUAG
This is a messenger RNA of Arthroderma uncinatum, 1263 nucleotides long. RefSeq lists its product as uncharacterized. The transcript is spliced from 4 exons. Bases 1 to 1263 code for a protein of 420 amino acids. The record is from RefSeq and is a predicted model, not a curated record. Lineage: Eukaryota; Fungi; Ascomycota; Eurotiomycetes; Onygenales; Arthrodermataceae.